UCAACCAUAAAUGCAGUUAAUUUCAUACAAAUCUAAUUCAGCCAUAUGCAUUUUGUAUAAAUUUUUUAUUACAUUGCCCCCCUCUGUACAGUAAGUAACCAUUUUAUAAAUUAUUAUAUUAGAAUUGUUUUAUUAUUACAAUUUAUUUAACUGCUUAGUCUUUUUUUUAAGUGCAAUUUUAUAUUCCUGUUGAAUAAGAAUGUUAUUAACUUGUUCUUUUCUGUGUGUGUGUGUGUUUCUGUGUGUGUGUCCUUUACUGUCCUGUUCUGUUCUGUCCUAUCCAUACCUUUAUAUCCAUUUUUCACUCAAACAUUUAUCUUGCUUCAAUCUCUACCUCUCGCCCAUUCUGUUCUUUCUCUUCCAAACCAAAAAACAACCUGCUGGCUGCUAAACCCCCAAACGCUGCUGCACUGCUUGCUGCUUCGCUUGCUUGCAACCCAAAACGCAAUCUUACCCAAAACGCAAAACCCAAAACGCAUGAACCCAAACGCAAAUGCAUGCUUGCUAACGCAUCUUGAAAAAUAAAGCCACCCGAAAAUACUUGAAACCAAAAACUCUUUGAAAACCAAAAACUGAUUGUGAAAAACCUGAUUGUGAAAAACCUGAUUGUGAAAAACCUGAUUGUGAAAAACCUGAUUGUGAAAAACCUGAUUGUGAAAAACCUGAUUGUGAAAAACCUGAUUGUGAAAAGCUUGAACAUCAAACCCAGGUGAGAAUAGUGAACUACACAUUCAGAAAGAGUGAAGAAAUUUCCAGAUUUCACAACGUUGGAAUAUCAACAAUUUUAAAGUACAAAAUCUUUUUUUGAUUAACUUCAAAUGAAUUCAUUUACUGUUGUCUUGUUAUAUAUCAAAUAUUGAACUUUUCUGUAGAACUACAUAAAAGCAUUAUCUGUGUUCCAUUUCAAGUAUAAGUGAACAUCAAUAUAUUUAUUCAUUACUCAGACACAUUUGCUUGAUUCCAGUACUGAAACAUCACCAUGCCAAGAAAAGGAAAGAGAAGUGAAUCUCAGAAACAGCGCAGAAAGCUACAAUCUUCAUUGGGCACCACUAACAGUACCAACUCUGUAUCAGGUAUGAGUGAGGAAAACCCAUACGUGCUGUCUGUUAAAGCGUCUCACUGUCAGACCGAUGCGAGGUACAAUGUGUACUCCAGAGGACGUCAGUGUACUUGUAAUUCCUUAAUGUUCCUAGCAGUCCAUAGUGAAAGAAAUGAGCUACAGAGUUUCGAUUUAGAUAGCAUUUUACAGAAAGGUGAUGCAGUCUACACUAGUGUCAAACAAGCUCUGCAGAGCAAAGGAAAAUUUGUGGGUAACUUUUUAAAUUUUGACGAGCUACCAAAGAUAAUUGAGACAAACACUCGCUGCUACAACAUCCUGAAACAUCCCCAGAGGUUUGGAUUUCUGAGAGAUACCCCUGCACUAGGCAACUAUGAAAAUCUUGAGAAUACUUUGCAGUGUCUCAGAGCCGAUGUCAGUGAUGCUUUGCUGUUGUGUGGAAACUCAUGUAUCGCUGUAUUCAGAGAUCGAUCAGGGAGGUUUGGUUAUUUUGAUUCUCACUGCAGAUCAAUAUAUGGAAUGCCUGUUGAAGAAGGCACAGGCACAGCGGUAUUCCUGACGUUUUAUCAAUUACAGGAUCUUGUGGACAGGCUUUUAAUAUUGUAUCAAGGAUGUUUUGAUUUGAGAGACCAGGAAGCGUUUGAGCUGCUGCCUGUAUCAUUCAUUAGCAUGAUGACUGAAAGCUGUGUACGUAUUGAAGUCUCCCUGAACUGCUGUGAUCUUGAAAAUGAUGUGCAACCAUCCGUCUCAUUUGAGAACAGAGCUAUGUCAAACGAUGAACAAUGCUCAUCUGCUGAUGCCCCACAACAGUAUGUUCAAGUCCAAGAUCCAGUUCAACAACUCUCUGAGACUGCUGUUAACAGAGCCACAUCAACUGAUGAACAAGCCCACUUGACUGAAGUCUCCCCGAACUGCGGUGACCUUGAACAUGAUGUCUUAUUUGAGAACAAAGCUCUGUCAAAUGAUGAACAAUGCUCAUCUGCUGAUGUCCCACCACAGUAUGUUCAAGUCCAAGAUCCAGUUCAACAACUCUCUGAGACUGCUGUUAACAGAGCCACAUCAACUGAUGAACAAGCCCACUUGACUGAAGUCUCCCCGAACUGCGGUGACCUUGAACUUGAUGUGCAACCAUCUUUCACAUUUGAGAAGAAAGAUCUGUCAAAUGAUGAACAAUGCUUGUCUACUGAUGUCCUACAUGUUCAAGUCCAAGAUCCAGUUCAACAACUCCCUCAGACUGCUAUUAACAGAGCCACAUCAACUGAUGAACAAGCCCACUUGCUUUAUAAAGAUAAAAUGGAAGUUCAAAUUACUGUCACUCAAAAUCAAGAUAAAUCUAAAAAUUUACCAUUGAGUGAACUUUCUUAUAACAUAUUGUCACAGGAUCAAUUGGCAUUUUCAGCUCCAAAUCACCAGAAUUCACAAUUCGCAGUCAAGCAGACAGAAAAACUGAACAAGACUCGAAAAAGAAAGUUAUACUAUAAAAAAUGGCAUAAAGAAAUGGUUCAGAGACAAGGUGUUUAUGACAAAAAACAGGCUGUACGUGAAGUCUAUGAUUAUAAAACAAGUAGUGAAUACAGACAAAGACAAAGCCAAGCCAUGAAGAACAACUAUAGGAAUAAUAUUAAUUAUAGAGAAGAACGCAAACAAGCAAUGAAAAACACCUAUAAAAAUAAUGAAAAAUACAGACAGAAUAAAAAGUGUAAAAUAACCUUAAAUUACAAAAGUGAUGAACAGUUCAGAGAGAGACAAAAGAAUUAUAUCAUUCAGAAUUACAGGAAUCGGGAACAGUUCAGAGAGAGACAAAAGAAUUAUAUAAUUCAGAAUUACAGGGAUCGGGAACAGUUCAGAGAGAGACAAAAGAAUUAUAUCAUUCAGAAUUACAGGAAUCGGGAACAGUUCAGAGAGAGACAAAAGAAUUAUAUCAUUCAGAACUACAGGAAUCGGGAACAGUUCAGAGAGAGACAAAAGAAUUAUAUCAUUCAGAACUACAGGAAUCGGGAACAGUUCAGAGAGAGACAAAAGAAUUAUAUCAUUCAGAAUUACAGAAAUCGGGAACAGUUCAGAGAGAGACAAAAGAAUUAUAUCAUUCAGAAUUACAGGAAUCGGGAACAGUUCAGAGAGAGACAAAAGAAUUAUAUCAUUCAGAAUUACAGGAAUCUGGAACAGUUCAGAGAGAGACAAAAGAAUUAUAUCAUUCAGAAUUACAGGGACAAUGUUAAGUAUAAGGAACAGCUUAAGCAAAAUCUUGUUGACAGAUAUUUAAAAGAUCCAAUUUUUAGGCAAAGGCAAAAAGACCAUUACACAAACCGAUGCAAAAAUGAUCCUAACUUCUAUAAAAGAAGAAAGGAAAUUUUUAAACAGCAUUAUCACUGUGAUGCUCAUUUCAGGGCUCGUCAGAAAGAAUAUUAUUUAUUCAAAUCUAAAUGCAAAACAUCUGCCCUUAAGGUACUUCACAAAGUACAUAGUGCACAAGAGAUAAAGUACAAAUACAAAAAAAUGUAUUUGAUGCAGCGGCAGAGAGAAACCGUACAAGAUAGCCAGCAUGACAUAGUACAAGAUCCAGGCAUGUUAAGAGCCUUAAAUGUUUUCAGAGAUGUUAUAAAACAGGGGCCAACUUAUGUCUGCACAUGCUGCGCCAGAGCACUCUUCUCCAAUCAAGUGCGUAAUUGUGUAGUGCAUAAAUAUAAAAAAAAUCCUACAGUUGCUGCACUUUGCUUGACUGGAAACUAUGUUCACAUCUGCUCUGACUGCCCUGAUCGAUGUGCCUUGGAGAACAUGAAAACAGAAUGGAUCUGUCACAGCUGCCAUACGACACUUUUGAGAGGUACAAUGCCAGAUAUUGCUGUAGCUAAUAUGCUUCAGUUCACUCCCAUUCCUUCAGAACUGUGUGAUUUGAAUAUUCUAGAAAGACAUGUCAUUGCAAAGUACAUUCCCUUUGCGAAAAUUUUAACACUUCCUAAAGGCCAACAGAAAGCUAUAAAAGGAGCUGUAAUUUCUGUUGCAUCUGAAGUGGAAACAACAGUAAAUUGUUUACCAAGGCCCAGAAGUGAAUCACAGCUGCUUACUGUGAAGUUGAAAAGACGUCUGUGCUACCAAGGUCACUAUCAGUACCAGACUUUGAACAUGCGUAAGGUCUUGUCUGCUUUAAGUAAACUAAAAGAAAUGCAUUCAGAAUAUAAAGAUAUCAUCAUUAAUGCAGCACUCUCAGAAGAAGAAAUGUUCAAUGAGCAUGAACCGUCCACAAAUGACAUCAGUGCUCCUGAUGAGGAAAUGGAUGUUGAGAGCAGCAGUCAAAAUGAGAACACUGAAGAUCAGAGCAAUGAGAAUCAACACAAUGAUUCAAGUGAUGACCCUGAGAAUACUGCAGAAGAGCAAUCGAGAGGCCUUGCUUUGGAUACAUGUCUUCAGCCCCCAGAUCUUGGUCAGCAGCUGUUGUCUUAUGAUGACGGAAUAUUUUGCAUUGCCCCAGCAUCGAAAAAUAGUCCUGUUAGCAUUUUCAAAGUUAAAAAACUUGAAUCAAUGUCAUUCCCGGUUCAGUUUCCUGAUGGGAAAAAUACCUUUGAUGAGCCUGACAGAGCAAAACAUGUUUCCCCCAGCAGAUACUUUAACACAAGGCUAUUUUCUAUUGACAAUCGUUGUGCAAGAGACACAAACUACAUCUUCUUUGCUCAGUUUGUCACUGAAAUGCAUAUGGCAACAUCUAGUAUGUCUAUCCAGCUGAGAAAAGCAAAACCCAUGACCCGUGAUGGACGCAGAAUAAACUGUUCACUGCUGCAGGAUAAACAGGAGUUAGAAAAGCUUGUGAAUAAUAAGGAGGCAACACGUUUCAUGCAACCAUUAAGAGGGACUCCAGCAUACUGGGAGAAAACUAUGCGUGACUUAUUUGCUAUGUUGAGACAGCUGGGCACUCCCACAUUUUUCUGUACGUUUAGUGCUGCUGAGAUGAGAUGGCCUGAAGUGAUUACUGCUAUUAAAGCACAGCAAGGUGAAACUGUGAACUUUGAUGAAUUAGACUGGUCUGAAAAAUGUGAAAUCUUGAGAAGCAACCCAGUCACAGCCAUGCGCAUGUUUGAAAAACGCGUUGAAGCCUUAAUGAGAGAUCUAAUCAUGUCACCCGCACGGCCUAUCGGUGAGGUAAUUGACUUUUUUUACAGAGUAGAAUUUCAGUUACGUGGUUCUCCACACAUUCACUGCUUAUUUUGGGUGAAAGAUGCUCCAGAGUUUGAAAAUGAUGAAGAUCAGGAUGUUUGUGAUUUCAUUGAUAAAUAUAUAUCAUGCAAAUUACCAGAUCCAAACAAAGACCCAGAACUGCAUAGAAUUGUAAGUGAAGUACAGAUGCACAGCCGUAAUCACUCAAAAUCCUGUAAAAAGAACAAGAAGCACUGCAGAUUUGGAUUUCCUAAACCACCCAUUAACAGAACCACAAUAACCCGCCCCAGACCUCCUCCUGCAGAAAAUUCUGAUGAUGAGAAUGGAUCAGAGGAAAGAGAUUAUGCCACCGUUGCAAAAGAACAGCUACAGAAGGUGUGGGAUCUACUGAAUGACUCAAGUCAGAGUUUUGAAACCAUUACACAGCUACUGAAUCAAGCAAACUUGACUUAUGAAGAGUAUGAGAAACAUAUUGAGGCUCUGUCUACAUCAAGUUUAAUAGUUAUGGAGAGACAACCACAGGACUGCUGGGUUAAUGGGUACAAUCCAAUGUUAUUAAGAGCUUGGAAUGCAAACAUGGACAUACAGUUCAUUCUGAACCCCUACAGCUGUAUCAUGUACAUGCUCUCGUACAUUUCAAAAGCUGAACAUGAGAUGAGUGAUUACCUGAAGAGAGUGGUAAAAGACUCAAGCCAUGAUAACCUGUCUGACCGUGAGUGCAUGAAACAAGUCAUGAAUGCCUAUUCAAAGAACAGAGAAGUAAGCGCUCAAGAGGCAGUCGCUCGCACAUGCAGUCUGAAAUUGAAAUCAUCAUCACGUUCUGUCAUUUUCAUACCCACUGAUGACAAUGCUGUAAAGAUGAGUUUACCAAUGAGGUACUUACAGACCAUGGAUGAUGAUGUGGAGAAUGUGUGGAUGACAGGAUUGCCAGACAAGUACAAGGCAAGACCUAAUAGGACUGAAUUUGAGAACAUGUGCAUGGCAGAAUUUGCAAGUGAAUACCGUAUUGUUUAUGGAGGACAGACAAAAGGUAAAAAUGUUUUGCCACUUCAAAAAAAUAUGGGACGCAUACAGAAAAGAACAAGGGGAAAGCCUGCUGUUAUUAGAUUUGCUCGUUUUUCACAAGAAAAACAUCCAGAAAAAUUCUAUGGAACCCUUCUAAAACUUUACCUACCAUAUCGCAGAGAUGAACAGCUGAAGUCCACAAGAUUCACCACAUAUGAAUCAUUUUAUGCAUUUGCUUCGGUAAAACUACCAGGCACUGAUGAACUGCAGCGUGUGUUCGACAUUGUAAAUGAAAACCGUAAGAAAUAUGAAAAACAUAAUGAGGCUAUAGAAAAAGCAAUUGAGGAUUUUGAACAGAAUGGGCCAAUUGAAGAUGCAUGGACUACACUGGCACCUGCAAAUGAACUGAUCAGAUUGGAGAGCAUUAUGGAACGUGAACCCACUGAUCCUAAUGAAGUGAAUGAGCAAGAAGACGUUCCUGAAUACACAGCAUCUACCUCUGUCAGUAACACAGCUAUGCCACUCAUGGAAACUGCCCAGCUAAAUCAUGCACAGAUUCGCAGAAUGUACCAGAGCUUGAAUCAAACACAAGCUUCCAUAUUUUAUGCUGUGCGAGACUGGUGCAAAAGAUGUGUUUCUGGUGAAAGCCCACAACCGUUUCAGUAUUUUUUGAAUGGAGGAGCCGGAGUUGGUAAAUCACACGUUAUUAAAUCUAUUUAUGCAGAAGCAUCCAAAAUCCUGCGUAGGCUUCCAUGCAUGAGAGAGCAUACUGACAUUUCACAGCCUACUGUUCUUUUAACCGCCUUCACAGGCACUGCAGCCUUUAAUAUCUCAGGUAAAACACUGCACUGUCUUUUGAAACUCCCAAGAAGCUUGAAGCCUCCUUACCAAGGCCUGGGAAACAGCUUGGAUGAAAUGAGGGCAGACCUUUCUAAUGCACAUAUUUUAAUUAUUGAUGAAAUCUCAAUGGUGUCAAAACAGUUGUUUGCAUAUGUGAACUGGAGACUGCAACAGAUUAAAGGAAACCAGAAACCUUUUGGUGGAUUGUCCAUACUCGCUGUUGGUGAUUUUUUCCAGCUGCCACCACUUGGAAGAGCAAAACCACUCUGUGUGUAUGAGGACCAUGUGUUGGACUUCUGGAGAGAUCAUUUUCAAAUGAUAACACUGACACAGAUAAUGAGGCAGAGAGAUGAUCUUGCAUAUGCUGAGCUACUCAAUCGUCUUAGGGUGAAACAGAAGCACGAAAAACUGACUGAUGCAGACAAGUGCAUGUUAGAAGCAGUCAUAAGAUCAUCCCCUGAAGAGUGUCCUAUUGAUGCAUUACACAUCUAUGCAACCAAUAAAGAGGUAGACAGUCAUAAUACUGAAGCCAUAUCCACGCGCUUUUCAGAUAUCAUUAACCUCGAUGCGCAUGACUACAAAAAAGAUCCACGAACAGGUGAGAUGAAAAGGCAAGCUGUUCCAUUAAAAGGAGACAAACGUGAUCUAAUUGAUACACUACAGAUUGCUAUUGGUGCACGUGUGAUGCUUACUAGAAAUAUUGAUGUAGAAGAUGGACUGGUUAAUGGAACUUUUGGCAAUGUGGCAAAAAUAACAGCUCAAACUCAAGGUGGUGUUCCUGUCAUUCAAUCAAUUGGUCUUCAUCUAGAUAAUCUGACUGCUGGACAGAAACAUCGCAACAUAGCACCUGCUGGAAAUGACAAUAUUGUCUAUAUUGAGAGGUCAGAGGAACCACUAAAAAAAAAGGAACAGUUCGAAGGCAAUUCCCCAUGAAACUUGCUUUUGCUUGCACAAUCCAUAAAGUCCAAGGAAUGACAACAGAUUGUGCUGUUGUAUCUCUGAAGCGCAUAUUUGAAUCAGGCAUGGCAUAUGUUGCACUCAGCAGAACAACAACACUCAGCGGACUGCACAUUACUGACUUUGAUGAAAAUAAAAUUUUCUGUGAUCCAGAAAUAAAUGCCUCUUUGAAGAACAUGACAAAAGCAGAUUUUCUGAAUAUUCAACCCAUCCUUCACAUUGUACAAGAUUCAAAAAUGAAUUCUGCUCUUAAAAUCAUUCAUCAUAACACAGAGGGACUGGAGUGUCAUUUAGAUGAUUUGAAAUGUCACCAUGAACUUUUACUGGCUGAUGUUUUGUGUCUCACUGAAACACACCUGUCAGGCUCAGCUGUUCCUGCAUACCUCCAGCUGGAUGGAUACACCAUGUACAAACGCAACAGACAUGCAUCCUACACAAACUACACCCAUUUGGCAAAUAAGAAAGGUGGUGGAGUGGCAAUUUAUGUGAAGAACAACUUUCAAGUUUCUCCUCUGAUGUACAUACAGAAUGUUACUGACCUGGAAUAUUUGGUUUUGAAGAUAAAAGCCCCCAAACAAGCACUUCUUGCAGUGAUCUACAGACCACCCAGUUAUAAUUUAGCAGACUUUUUGGCAAACCUAAAUGCACUCUUGACAUCUCUGGAGAUCAUGGAUUUCAAGCCCAUUAUAGUGAGUGGAGACUUUAAUGAAGAUCAGCUGUCUCUUCACAACAAACCUAUUCUCAAUUUGUUUGAAGAUAAAGGAUACACUCAGCUAAUCAGCACCGGUACAACAGAAAACAACACUCUUUUGGAUCCUAUUUUCGUAAGUGGUUCACACUCAAACAUAAGAGCAGGAGUUCUACAGACAUAUUACAGCUAUCAUGAUCCCGUGUAUUGUGUUUUAGAUUAGAUACAUCAUGUAUACAAAAGUCUGCAUAGAUCUCUCAUUCAACACUUAUGUAAAUUUUAUUUUAUAAUUUCAAGACAUAAUAAAUCUAAUUUUGAGAAAUAAUGCUAAUGCAAAUACAAAUUAAUUCAGUGUAUAUUAAUAAACAUCACAUUUUGUGUGUUUUGGAUCCUGUUUUCGUAAGUGGUUCACACUCAAACGUAAGAGCAGGAGUUCUACAGACAUAUUACAGCUAUCAUGAUCCCGUGUAUUGUGUUUUAGAUUAGAUACAUCAUGUAUACAAAAGUCUGCAUAGAUCUCUCAUUCAAAAGUCUGCAUAGAUCUCUCAUUCAACACUUAUGUAAAUUUUAUUUUAUAAUUUCAAGACGUAAUAAAUCUAAUUUUGAGAAAUAAUGCUAAUGCAAAUACAAAUUAAUUCAGUGUAUAUUAAUAAACAUCACAUUUUGUGUGUAUUCCAUGUGUGCAUGUGUGUGUGAAUGUGUUAAAUAGGGAAGGUGUGUGUGUGUGUGUGUGUGUGUGUGUGUGUGUGUGUGAGUGUGUUAGAUAAAGAAUGAAUGGAGAGUGAAUGUCCUUUCCAAGGAUCGCCACCUUGACGUGGUGGAAAGGCUUGUGUGUUCCAGUGAUCCCAAGAGUAAGUCAUUCUGGAGAUUUUUACUCCAGUUUGUCAUUCUUAAGGGUGAGGUACCAGACUAAGUGCGAUCCAAAUGGGCAUAAACUGAAUAAAAUUAUAUUUAAGCAUAAA
This is a messenger RNA of Carassius auratus (goldfish), 9658 nucleotides long. RefSeq lists its product as uncharacterized. Lineage: Eukaryota; Metazoa; Chordata; Actinopteri; Cypriniformes; Cyprinidae. The transcript is spliced from 2 exons. The record is from RefSeq and is a predicted model, not a curated record. Gene Ontology annotation, biological process: DNA repair; telomere maintenance. Gene Ontology annotation, molecular function: DNA helicase activity. Bases 7981 to 8919 code for a protein of 312 amino acids.